AUGGCUGCUCAAAAUAAAAAAGGCUCAUCCGCAAAGACGGAGAAGAAGACCAAGGCCAGCAAGGGUGCCGACACUGCACUUCCACCAAAUUUGAUCUCAGCGCUCUCGACUUUCUUUUCUGAACAAGGUCUUACGUCCACAAGCGCAGCUUUUGCUAAGGAGUUGGCCAAAAAAUCCAUCAAAUCGCCUGAAACGGACUCCAAAGAUGUGCCCUCUCUACUAGACAUCUUCCAAAACUCCGCAGCGCAAGCGGACGGCAAGACGGCUUCUAGCCCCUCUGGAAACUCAUCUUCGAGCAGUGACAGUGAUGCCGAUAGCUCAUCAGACUCUGAUUCAUCUGACUCUGAUGUGGAGAUGUCCGAAGCACCAAAGUCUCAGCGGAAGAGACGCGGAUCGUCCUCUUCAUCUUCCUCGUCUUCUUCCUCAUCCUCUUCUUCCUCGUCUUCUUCUUCCUCAUCGUCCUCAUCGUCCUCGUCCUCGUCGAGUUCGUCUGACAGUGAUGCUGAUGAUGAAGACGAGGACGAGGCAGCGCCCGCCCCUGGCCCUGCUUCUAAAGGAGUUAAGCGGAAGGCGGAUUCAAGCUCUUCUUCGUCCUCGGGAUCUGAUUCAGAGGAAGCCCCGAAAGCAAAGAAGACCAAAGUAACAUCGGUGACCAAAAAAGGUUCUUCUUCAUCCUCCAGCAGUAAAAGCUCUUCAUCAGACUCUUCGUCCGACUCCGACUCCGAUUCCUCUUCCAGCUCUUCGUCUAGCUCCUCAUCUAGCUCGUCUAGCUCGUCAAGUUCGUCAAGUUCGUCCAGCUCAUCUUCGGAUUCGUCCUCGGGCUCAUCUGAUUCAUCGUCCUCGUCCGACUCUGAAUCUGAAUCCAACUCCACCAAAAAGGCGGACAAGAAGGUCCUAAAAGCCGCCACCAAAACGCCGCUUCCUCCUUCUGACUCGAGCUCCAGCGAUUCUUCAGAUGACUCCUCCGAGGGAUCCUCCAGCACAAGCGGUACACUUCAGAACUCUGAGUCCGAGGCUCCUGCCAAAAAGGCUGCUGCCACAUCCCAAAUCCCUAUCUCUAGCCCUAGGCCAGCUCCAGGAAAUGACAACGGCAACGGCAAGAGAAAGCACACCGGCACUCGCCCUACGCCGCUAGCAGCCCUCAGCGAGCUUCCCCAUGACCACCCGUCCAACACCUACGUUCCUUACGCAUACGCUGAGAAGGCCUUCAAAGAUCUCUCCGUAACGCGCGGCAAGGGCUUCACUAAGGAAAAGAACAAGAAGAAGCGUGGCUCGUACCGUGGUGGUCCCAUCGACAUCGGUGGCGGAAAGUCGUUCAAGUUCGAUGACUGA
Aspergillus versicolor CBS 583.65 is the source of this 1332-nucleotide messenger RNA. RefSeq names its product nucleolar and coiled-body phosphoprotein 1 family protein. NCBI's taxonomy places the organism in Eukaryota, Fungi, Ascomycota, Eurotiomycetes, Eurotiales, Aspergillaceae. The record is from RefSeq and is a predicted model, not a curated record. The transcript is spliced from 2 exons. The coding region runs from base 1 to 1332 and encodes 443 amino acids.